AAGCCUGCAGGUGUGCCGCUGUUCAUCUGCAGACGGCGUAUUGCCAGGCAGACGUCGCUUUUUGGAAUCAGCCACGUUGUCAAGAGGGAAGGAUGGGGGCAAGUGGAGUUAAUGACGUUAAUGACGCUGGUCAUCAAAGUAAAGGUUGGAAAGAAGACUAACGGUGACUUUGGCAAACCCACCAAGUAUGACCUCAAACUGAUUAAGAUGUUCAAGGGCCCUAAAAAAAACAUUGAUGCCGUCUACACGCCAUCUUCCCCUGCAGCAUGUGGAAAGACUCUGACCACGGGUGUAGAUUAUCUUAUCACAGGCAAACUGGCGUCUGACGGGUCACUGCACAUCACGCUGUGUGACUUCAUUGCGCCCUGGAAGAGCCUGUGCAAGACCCAGAAGAACAACUUGGUACAGGGUUAUAAAAUGGGCUGCAAUUGCAAGAUCACUCGCUGCACCUCCCUCCCGUGCAAGAUCAGCAGCCGAGCGGAGUGCUCGUGGACUGACUUUGUGAUGAAGUCGGACAAUAGACAGCAGGCAAAACAUUUUGCUUGUAUCAAGAGACGUGAUGGCUCUUGCACCUGGUACAGUGGGGGUGCCAGCCGCUUUUAAAGCCUUAACUGUCAUACAACAUGUCCUACAAAUAAAUCCUUUAAGAAAGCAUGCCGUGUCUCCUCCCCCCGCCCCCUUGCUGUUUUGAAAUUGAUUGGGACAUUAGACUAGCGUUACAAUGGUGUUGGCUAGUAAUGCUACCUGCAAGACUGGUGUUACUACAAUGCUGGAUGUUUCACGAUGCCUCGUGUCAGUGCUGCGAAAUGAUUAAAGCCCCUGAGGAAGACUUUCUAGCACGUAAUGCAACUCAAAUGGUUAAUGAUUGCGGCCUCGUACCUUUUUUUUUUUCCCCACUGAGGGUCAGAAUGUGUCCUUGGUACUUGAUAAUGGAUGUGUGACAAAAUGUCUGGUGGGUUUAAGUAGCUUUGAUUAGUGAUUGGAGCAAACAGGUGGCGUGCAGCAGUGUAAAGGAAAAUGCUACUGGUGAAUGAACACACAAUUACAGCUUCCUGGCACAAGCAAGUGUGUGCCGUUCAUGUCUUCCGUGUAUGUAAACGUGCACACUCACCUGUGACCAUGAGCUCACACCAAUUUAUAACCCGUCGCCUACAAUAACUUGCGGGUAGUUGGUUGCCAAAUAAAGGGCGUCCAUGUUUUUUUACCAAACUUGCCCCGUGUGCUAGUCAGUCCCCUGAAGGUAUGUACUGUACUUUAACUCGGCCAUUGGGCUGAAUGCCGUGAAGCCAGUGUUUUUGUAGAAAGCAUUGAGCUGGGAGGAAAUUUCAAGUCUGACUUGGGGUCAAACUUUAGGCUUUAGUGGCACCACUUGUGUAUUCACCCUUUUAUGUGCGGCAGCUCAGGUAGCGUUAGCAGUGUGACUGCGGGAUCCAAUCAGUGUAACUACUUGUUUUAGUCUUGUAUGAAUGAGCCCUAAAAGUAUUUGAUUUCCAAGACCGCCAACUUGUCAAGACAAUGGACGACUGGAAUGAAACCAGAGGUGGGAAUUCCAAUUCCAUGUUUCUCACUGUUAUAACUAAAAAAAAAAAAAAAAAAAUCACUGACCUUGUCAAAGUUUCAAGCAAAAACAGAUUGUAAUGGAAACAAAAGGGUCAUCGAUGAGCUUGGAGAACCGUUAACAUUUUAGGAACUUAUCAUUUCAGACUGGAACAUUUCCUAACAAAAUGAAAAUGGCUCAAGUGGUUCAGAUAUCAAAAAUGGAGGUAAACAUCAAUUUACAAAUUACAGACCAGUUUCCUUAUCACCCCAAUUUUCUAAAAUUAUGGUGACACUAACAGGUUAACAUUUCAACUGAUCAAAACCACGGAGGAAAUUGCUACGGACCACAAAGUGUGCAGUUGCAGUAUUUAUGGAUCUUACAAAAGCCUUUGAUACAAUUAAUCCCAAUAUUUUAACGAAAUUAGAAAGGUUUGGAAUCAGAGGAUUAGUCUUGAAUUGGGUUAAAAUUUACUUAGCAAACAGGAAUCAAUUUGUAAAGCUAGGAGAAAACACAUCUGCAAGUUUAAAUAUCACGUGUGGAGUGCCGCAGGGGUCAAUAUUGGGACCAAAACUGUUCAAUUUGUAUAUCGACAUUUGUAAAGUGACAAAGGACUUAAAGUUGGUGGUAUUUGCGGAUGAUAGCGCUGCCUAUCUGUCUGGGGAAAACCAGUAAUUCAAAAUGUCAAGGAUGAAAUGGUCAUUUUAAAUGGUUUGGUAGAAACAGAUUAUCCUUGAACUUAAGUAAAACUAAAAUGCUAUUUGGAAAUAGGAUACGUACGAUCAAAUACAAAUACCUGUAGACGGGGUGGAUAUUGAAAGAGUGAAAGAAAAAUUCUGGGGGUCAUAAUAGACGAAAAACUGAGUUCGAAAUCUCAAAACUAUACAAAAGGUGGCGAGAAAUACUUCAGUAUUGAAUAAAGCAAAAUUAGUUACGCUGUAGUGCUCUUAGAGCUGAUUCAUUUGAGAAACUUGCAUGAAGAGAUUUGACCUAAUUUGUCUUUGUUCUUGUAUUUUAUAAUAAAACGUAUUUUUGUAGCUGUUCAUUGAGAUUUAAAGAAAUGCAUUUAAAUAUUUGAUUUUGGUUUUUUUACAUUGGUAAUUCAUUUUACAUAAUACACAUUUUGCUAAUCUAAAACAAAAUCUGAGGAGCCACUCAGGAGCUGAAAGAGUCGGUUCUUUUUAGUGAGCCGAGCCAAAAGAA
Messenger RNA from Dunckerocampus dactyliophorus (ringed pipefish), 2740 nucleotides. RefSeq names its product metalloproteinase inhibitor 2-like. Gene Ontology annotation, cellular component: extracellular matrix. Bases 112 to 603 code for a protein of 163 amino acids. The transcript is spliced from 6 exons. Gene Ontology annotation, biological process: negative regulation of membrane protein ectodomain proteolysis; negative regulation of endopeptidase activity. Lineage: Eukaryota; Metazoa; Chordata; Actinopteri; Syngnathiformes; Syngnathidae. The record is from RefSeq and is a predicted model, not a curated record. Gene Ontology annotation, molecular function: metalloendopeptidase inhibitor activity; protease binding.